CCCGUGCGCCGCCGACUCACUUCCGGAACUCGCGGACAACAUGGCGGCGUCCGAGGAGCACGAUCCCGCGAGUGAAGAGCCCCAGCCGGCUGUCGGGGAGGAGGAAACUAAAACAUUUAAAGACCUGGGUGUGACCGAUGUGUUGUGUGAAGCCUGUGACCAGUUGGGAUGGACAAAGCCCACCAAGAUCCAGAUUGAAGCUAUUCCUUUGGCUUUACAAGGGCGUGAUAUCAUUGGAUUGGCAGAAACGGGUUCUGGAAAGACAGCGGCCUUCGCUCUGCCCAUUCUGAAUGCUCUGCUGGAGACACCCCAGCGUCUGUUUGCUUUGGUUCUCACGCCCACCCGGGAGCUGGCCUUUCAGAUCUCAGAGCAGUUUGAAGCCCUGGGGUCUUCUAUUGGAGUGCAGUGUGCUGUGAUUGUAGGUGGCAUUGAUUCAAUGUCCCAAUCUCUGGCCCUGGCGAAAAAACCACAUAUAGUAAUAGCAACUCCCGGUCGACUAAUUGACCAUUUGGAAAAUACAAAAGGUUUCAACUUAAGAGCGCUCAAAUACUUGGUCAUGGAUGAAGCAGACCGAAUACUGAAUAUGGACUUUGAGACAGAGGUUGACAAGAUCCUUAAAGUGAUUCCCCGAGAUCGGAAAACAUUUCUCUUCUCUGCCACCAUGACUAAGAAGGUGCAAAAGCUUCAACGAGCAGCUCUGAAGAAUCCUGUGAAAUGUGCUGUUUCCUCCAAAUACCAGACUGUUGAGAAGUUACAGCAAUAUUACCUUUUUAUUCCCUCUAAAUUCAAGGAUACAUAUCUGGUUUAUAUUCUGAAUGAAUUGGCUGGAAACUCCUUUAUGAUAUUCUGUAGCACCUGUAACAAUACUCAGCGAACAGCUCUGCUGCUCAGAAAUCUUGGAUUCACUGCCAUCCCCCUCCAUGGACAGAUGAGCCAGAGCAAACGCCUAGGAUCCCUUAAUAAGUUCAAAGCAAAGGCUCGUUCCAUUCUUCUAGCAACUGAUGUUGCCAGCCGAGGUCUGGACAUACCUCAUGUGGAUGUAGUUGUCAACUUUGACAUUCCCACCCAUUCCAAGGAUUACAUUCAUCGAGUGGGUCGAACAGCUCGAGCUGGGCGCUCUGGAAAGUCUAUUACCUUUGUCACCCAGUAUGAUGUGGAACUCUUCCAGCGCAUAGAGCACUUAAUUGGGAAGAAAUUGCCUGUGUUCCCCACACAGGAUGAUGAGGUCAUGAUGCUGACAGAACGAGUGGCUGAAGCCCAAAGGUUUGCCCGGAUGGAGUUGAGAGAGCAUGGAGAAAAGAAGAAACGCCCGCGGGAGGAUGCAGGGGACAACGACGACACAGAGGGUGCUAUUGGUGUCAGGAACAAGGUGGCAGGAGGAAAAAUGAAGAAACGGAAAGGCCGUUAAUCUCUCUGCUGUGAAAGACUUUUCUGUUCUGUAGAAGGGAGUUGAAGAAGAGAGUGGAACCUCCUCUGGUAGAGCUCCUCAGACUGAAAUCUGUCAGAAUUAGAUCCAGAAUUUGCUCAGCUAAUUCAGUGCUCGUUCCCCUUUCUGUGCAGUGGAGCCUCAUUGUUGCAGAGUGCCUUCCACAGUGCUGAGGUCAGGACUGUUACUCUUCUCCAGCCAUGCCUCCGUGCUCCUGGCCUGAGUAGGAUGUGUUCUUCUGUCGCUUCACACAGACCUUUGGCUUUUUCAGCUGCGAGUCAAGGACUAGCUAAAUGAGGCACUUGACCUGUAACUGUAAAGGAAGGAAGUUCUGCAUCUAUAAACCAUGACACUUGAGCAGUCUCAGCUUGUGCAUCAUUAGCCCUAAUGUGAAAUAAUAAAUUUGAAUGUUACUUUUUAAA
Messenger RNA from Talpa occidentalis (Iberian mole), 1848 nucleotides. RefSeq names its product DEAD-box helicase 47 (gene DDX47). Bases 41 to 1408 code for a protein of 455 amino acids. The transcript is spliced from 12 exons. NCBI's taxonomy places the organism in Eukaryota, Metazoa, Chordata, Mammalia, Eulipotyphla, Talpidae. Gene Ontology annotation, molecular function: nucleic acid binding; RNA helicase activity; ATP binding. The record is from RefSeq and is a predicted model, not a curated record.